AUGACAACUUAUCUCCGUUACCCGGCCAAGGUGGCAAUAGUGACUGGUGGCACCAGAGGCAUCGGCCUGGCCAUUGUGAGAGAAUUUGUCCGCCAAGGCGCCAAGGUGGUCUUCUGUUCACGAGCAUGUGGAGCGGAAAGGGGACAAGCAAUUCAGAGGGAGCUGCAGGAUUCUGGGUGCCCAGGCGAGGCAUUCUACCAAGUCUGUGAUGUCCGCAAUGAGUCAGACAUUCAGAGGUUGAUUUUGGUAACUAUAGAAUGUUAUGGAUGCCUGGACUGCCUGGUGAACAAUGCUGGAGAUUUUGAAACUGAAACAAUAGAUGAUGUGACUGCCCAAGACUUCUGCAACAUCAUGGAACUCAAUGUUGUGAGCUGUUUGUUAACAUCAAAGUACUCUCUGCCCUAUUUACGGAAAACAAGAGGAAACAUCAUCAACGUUUCCAGUCUUUACGGUGUUAUCGGAGGGAAGAAUCUUCUGUCAUAUAAUGCAAGCAAGGGUGCUGUUAUCGCAUUGACCAAAGCCCUGGCCAUAGACGAGAGCAAAUACGGAGUGCGAGUCAACAGCAUCACACCAAGUAAUAUCUGGACAUCUUUGUGGGAAAGGUAUGCCAAUCAGUCACCGGAUCCAGAAGCAAAAAUCCAGGAAGGCCAAGCUUAUCAGCUUAUGGGACGUUUUGGGACCCCAGAAGAGGUAGCCUUGGGCGUCCUGUACCUUGCUGCUGAUGGAACUUUCUGUACUGGUUUCAACCUCUUGGUCACUGGUGGAGCGGAAGUUGGCUUUGGGAUGAAGAGUGAGGUGGAUCCUCAGCCUGGCCCAUGGGCGAGUAGGAGCUCUCAAGAUUCCUCUAGGAAAUUCCUUUUGGUAGCUAUAGAACGUUAUGGAUGCCUGGACUGCCUGGUGAACAAUGCUGGAGAUGAGAAACUGAGGCAAAUGGCUAGCAUGGCAACUUGUCUGCGUUACCCAGGCAAGGUAGUAAUAGUGACUGGUGGCACCAGAGGCAUCGGCCUGGCCAUCGUGACAGAAUUUGUUCGCCAAGGUGCCAAGGUGGUCUUCUGUUCUCGAGCAUCUGGAGCGGAAAGGGGACAAGAAAUUCAGAGGAGGCUGCAGGAUUCUGGGUGCCCAGGUGAGGCGUUCUACCAAGUCUGUGAUGUCCGCAAUGAGGCAGACAUUCAGAGGUUGAUUUUGGUAACUAUAGAACGUUACGGGUGCCUGGACUGCCUGGUGAACAAUGUUGGAACUGUUGAUUCUACACCGAUAGAGAACGUGACUGCUGAAGACUUCCGCAACCUCAUGGAAACCAAUGUUGUGAGCUGUUUGCUAACAUCAAAGUACGCACUGCCCUACUUACGGGAAACAAGAGGAAACAUCAUCAACAUUGGCAGUCUUGCUGGUGUUAUCGGGGCAAAGAACUGUUUGGCGUAUGCUCCAAGCAAGGGUGCUGUGAUCGCAAUGACCAAAGCCCUGGCCAUAGAUGAGAGCAAAUGCGGAGUGCGAGUCAACUGCGUCUCACCAGGUAAUAUCUGGUCUCCUUUGUGGGAAAAGUAUGUAAGUCUGACACCGGAUCCACAGGCGGUAAUCCAGGCAGCCCAAAAGCAGCAGCUUAUGGGACGUUAUGGGACCCCGAAAGAGGUGGCCUUGGGCGUCCUGUACCUGGCUGCUGAGGGAACUUUCUGUACUGGUUUCGACCUCGUGAUCAGUGGAGGAGCGGAAGUUGGCUUUGGGACAAAGAGCGAGGUGGAUCCUCAGCCUGGCCCAAGUGUGAAAGGCAUCUCCAAGGACUCCUCUAGGAAGAAAUAG
Molecule: messenger RNA, 1797 nt
Organism: Eublepharis macularius
Lineage: Eukaryota; Metazoa; Chordata; Lepidosauria; Squamata; Eublepharidae
Exons: 19
Coding region: 1-1797 (598 amino acids)
Molecular function (GO): oxidoreductase activity
Source: RefSeq, a predicted model, not a curated record